This is a messenger RNA of Lolium perenne, 411 nucleotides long. The record is from RefSeq and is a predicted model, not a curated record. Lineage: Eukaryota; Viridiplantae; Streptophyta; Magnoliopsida; Poales; Poaceae.
AUGGCGGUGUACUACCGGUACCGGAGCGGCGUGGACACCUUCUCCGUGCCCCUCGCCACGCCCGCCAUCUCCGUCGGCGACCUGAAGCGCCUGAUCCUGGGGACAGGCCGCCACGGCCACAGCCCCAGGGAGGGCAUCGCCAUAUCGGACGCGCUGACCGGCCGCCAGUACACGGACGGCGUCGCCGAGCUCGUCCCGCGCAACUCCACGGUGGUGGUGCGCCGAGUCCCGGCCGAGGAGGCCGUGUACGACGACGAGGUGGCCAAGGCUAUCAGCGUGGCCGUAGAACUCGAGUGGGAGGUGAUGACGAGCAUAACAGCAGAGAAGCAGCGGAGGAGCUCCGUAGCCAGCACCACGGUUCCAGCUCGAGUGAGAGAUGUACAGUAUCGGUGCAAGCGCCAGGGUCUUUAA